Pelmatolapia mariae (spotted tilapia) is the source of this 3301-nucleotide messenger RNA. RefSeq names its product GTPase IMAP family member 8-like. The record is from RefSeq and is a predicted model, not a curated record. The transcript has 3 exons. Gene Ontology annotation, molecular function: GTP binding. Lineage: Eukaryota; Metazoa; Chordata; Actinopteri; Cichliformes; Cichlidae. The coding region runs from base 60 to 2846 and encodes 928 amino acids.
UGACCAAUAAAUUAAAACUAAUCAAUCCUCAAGUUUCUGGAAAAACACCUUUGACCAACAUGUCUGCAUUCAGGAUUGUGCUGCUGGGCAAAAGUGAAGAUAAGAAGACAAAACUUGGUAACUUCAUCAUCGGGCACCAAGGAUUUCACUGCCAAAGACAAUCACCCAUCAGGCACUGUGUGGCCUCCUGUGGAGAGUGGAGAGGAAAACUACUGACAGUAGUAAAAACUCCAAACUUCUUCAGUCUGUCUGAGGAGGACAUGAGAAGAGAAGUAAAGAGGAGUGUGAGUCUCUGUCAUCCUGGACCAAAUGUUCUGCUGCUGUUGGUGAAACCUUCUGAAUUCACUGAGGAGAAAGGAACAACUAUGAAGUUCAUCCUGAGUCUGUUUGGUCACAAUGCCUUUAAACACUCGAUGGUCGUCAUCACACAUGAGAAUGAAAUUAGUUUCUCUGUGAAUGAAGUCCUCAGAGAAUGUGGAGGAAGGCACUACAACAUGUUUGAAGAUAACUAUGGAUCGUUAAUGCAGAAGAUUCAGGAAAUGACAAACCAAUAUGAUCACCACAUCAAACCAUCUUUAAACCUGGUUCUGUGUGGGAGGAGAGCAGCAGAGAAGAUUUUAACAGCCAAGGCCAUUUUAGGUCAGACAGAGCUUCAUUCAGUCUCCAACUCAUCAGAGUGUGUUAAACAUCAGGGAGAGGUGUGUGGACGUUGGGUUUCCCUGGUGGAGCUGCCUGCCUUGUAUGGAAAACCUCAGGAGGCAGUGAUGGAGGAAUCACUCAGGUGUAUCUCCCUCUGUGAUCCUGAGGGUGUCCAUGCCUUCAUCCUGGUCCUACCUGUGGCUCCCCUCACUGAUGAAGACAAGGGAGAGUUAGAGACCAUCCAGAACACAUUCAGCUCUCGAGUCAAUGACUUCACCAUGAUUCUGUUCACUGUGGACUCAGAUCCUACAGAUCCAGCUUUUGUUAACUUUUUAAAGAAAAACCAGGCCAUCCAGGAGCUCUGUCAGAGCUGUGGAGGAAGAUCUGUCAUUCUCAACAUCAAAGACAAACAGCAGAUCCCACAGCUGUUGGAAACUGUGGAAAAAAUCAGUCUCCACAAAGACAAAUCAUACAGCUACACAAUGUACACAUUUGGACAAGCCCAACUAGAGAAGAUGUUACAACAAGAGAAAGUCAUCACCCAACUUGCACAGAACAGAAGCACUGCUGCUUGCAAUGAAGAGAUUCAGAGCCCAGAGUGUCUGAGGAUUGUGCUGAUAGGUAAGACUGGCUGUGGAAAGAGUUCUUCAGGAAACACCAUUCUAGGACGAGAUACAUUUUUAUCUAAACCUUUCCAAAAGUCGGUCACCAAACGCUGUCAGAAAGAACAGGGUGAUGUCAACGGCCGUCCUGUUGUUGUGGUCGACACUCCUGGACUGUUUGACAACAGUUUAUCACAUGAAGAGAUCAAUGAGGAGAUGGUGAAAUGCAUCAGCCUCCUGGCUCCAGGACCACAUGUCUUCCUGUUGGUGUUACAGAUCGGCAGAUUCACCCCAGAGGAGAAGGAGACACUGGAACUGAUCAGGAAAGGUUUUGGGAAGAAUUCAGAAAAGUUCACCAUCAUUCUUUUAACAAAAGGAGACACACUGGAACAUACAAAGGUGUCUGUUGAAGAAUACAUUGAAAACUCUGAAGAUUCCUUUAAGAAGCUGAUUUCUGACUGUGGAGGAAGAUACCAUGUGUUCAAUAACUUUGAUGAGCAAAACUGCUCACAGGUCAGUGAGCUGAUAACAAAGAUUGACACCAUGGUGAAGAACAAUGGAGGAUGCUGCUACACCAAUGAGAUGCUGCAAGAGGCUGAAGCAGCGAUACAGAAAGAAGUAGAGAGAAUCCUGAAGGAGAAAGACGAAGAGAUGAAGAGACUGAGAGAGGAGCUUGAAAGAAAACAUGAGGAAGAAAUGAAAGCAAUGACAAAAAGAAUGGAAGAAGAGAAGAAAAAACUUCAGCAGGAAAGAGACCAGAAACUCAAGGAGAUGGAAGAAAAUAUAAAGAAGGAGCGUGAGGAGAGAAAGACAGAACAGGAAAUAAGAGAAAAAGAGAACAGGAAAUGGAAAAAUGAGGAAGAAUUACACAGACAGAAUUUGAAAACACAACUUGAAAUGUUGGACAAACAAAUUCACUCAGAAAAAGAGGAAAAGAAAAGUGUGAACAAAGAGCUGGAAAAGAACAGAGAAGAGAUGAGGAGAAAACAAGAAGCCUGGGAGAAAGAACGAAGUGAAUGGUGGGAGAAACGAAGACAAGAAGAUGAACAGAGACGAGAGGAAGAGCAAAUAAAACUUGAAAACCUUGAAGAAAUGUACAAGCAGGAAAUAGAAAAAAAUGAAAAGAAAAGAAAAGAAGAAGACAAAAUGAGGAGAGAAGAGGAGAAGAAAGAACGAAAUCAGCUGGAGGAAAACUAUAAAAUACGUGUGGAAAAUCUGAAGAAGAUGUAUGAAGAUGAGGCCAGAAAGAAAGCUGAAGAGUUCAAUGAUUUCAAAGACAAGCACAAACAGGCAUUACAGGAACACGAGAAUAAAAUCAAAGACAAAGAUGAGAAGUAUGACCUGUUAAAGGCUCUGGCUGAGCACACUGAAAAACAAAAGAGAGAAAAGCAUCAAGCAGAAAUCAAAGAUGUGAUAAAAUGUCUUUCCAAGAAGAGAGGAAACGUGAAAAAAAUCAAAGAGUUGCUGAUAAAACAUGAGGAUCAAAUGAAGAUUGCAAAAAACCAGGAGGAAAAAGAAAACCUGCAGAAAAUCCAUGAAACAGAAAUAAGUGAACUAAUACAAAAACUUCUGGAUGAAACAACAUCUCCCUGCAGCAUUUCAUGAGGGGAUUUUUUUGGUGUUUUUGUGACAGAGCUCCAUGAAUAAAAGAUUUUCUGUACAUUUAGUUAAAUGUUGAGAUGAGAAUGCCAGAGUGUGUGUGCUGAUGCUUAUAGAUCUGAAUUUACUUAAUCAAGCGCAACAGAAUCCAGAUUAAACUGCUUAUGAUUUUCUAAUUGAUCAGAUACAAAUUCAUACAUUUUAUGGUCAAUUUGUGAACAUUUUACAGUUACAGAUCACAGACAGAAUUCUUAAUUUAUCUUAUAAAUUCUUAUUUUCAGGAUUGCGUUCCAUUUUGUUUCUUUUGUGAGUCAUUGACAUGUGUAGUAUGAAUUACUGCCAUGUAACUCUUCAGGUUAUGGAACAUUUUGAAGCAGUUUAAUUUUUUGGUAUAUUUUAUGUUGAUUAUUUUCAUGUAGUGGCAUAUUAAACAAUAGAAGAAGCUUCAGCUGGUUAUUCGA